GGUCGGGUUGAUACCUGAGGGAGGACUACGAAUCCCAGCAAGCAGUGUGCGACGCGAGAGCGAAGGAGGAGGAGCCCGGAGCCGUCGGAGCCCACGGAGCCAGGUGUCAGCAGCAGCAGCAGCAGCAGCAAUACCUGGCUGAGGUGGCCAUGGGGAAGCGGUACUUCUGUGACUACUGCGACCGUUCCUUCCAGGACAACCUCCACAACCGAAAGAAGCACCUGAAUGGGCUGCAGCAUCUCAAGGCUAAGAAGGUCUGGUAUGACAUGUUCCGAGAUGCAGCUGCCAUCUUGCUGGACGAGCAGAACAAGCGACCUUGCAGGAAGUUUCUACUGACAGGCCAGUGUGACUUUGGCUCCAACUGCAGAUUUUCCCACAUGUCAGAGCGAGACCUGCAGGAGCUGAGUAUCCAGGUGGAGGAAGAGAGGCGGGCCAGAGAGUGGCCAGUGGACACCCCGGAGCUCCCUGAAGGCCAUCUGGAAGACUGGCUGGAGAAGAGGGCGAAGCGGCUGAGCUCAGCCCCAAGCAGCAGGGCCGAACCUAUCAGAGCCACCAUCUUCCAGUACCCUGUGGGCUGGCCGCCUAUCCAGGAGCUUCCCCCUUCCCUGCGGGCACCCCCACCUGGAGGGUGGCCUCUACAGCCCAGAGUCCAGUGGGGCUGAGCCCCUUACCUUACCCCUGCCUGGUCCCCUUGACCCUCCUGACCUGGUCAGCUCUCUCAGUCCCAAUAAAGACAAGGAGGCCAAGCCUUCUUCCUGCUGCA
Tupaia belangeri chinensis (Chinese tree shrew) is the source of this 763-nucleotide messenger RNA. RefSeq names its product zinc finger matrin-type 5 (gene ZMAT5). The coding region runs from base 150 to 662 and encodes 170 amino acids. Gene Ontology annotation, molecular function: zinc ion binding. Gene Ontology annotation, cellular component: U12-type spliceosomal complex. The transcript has 6 exons. The record is from RefSeq and is a predicted model, not a curated record. NCBI's taxonomy places the organism in Eukaryota, Metazoa, Chordata, Mammalia, Scandentia, Tupaiidae.